Peromyscus californicus insignis is the source of this 6217-nucleotide messenger RNA. It is a transcript of the gene Lmo7, whose product is annotated as LIM domain 7. The record is from RefSeq and is a predicted model, not a curated record. The transcript has 31 exons. Lineage: Eukaryota; Metazoa; Chordata; Mammalia; Rodentia; Cricetidae. Gene Ontology annotation, biological process: regulation of cell adhesion; regulation of signaling. Gene Ontology annotation, molecular function: protein binding. Bases 150 to 5483 code for a protein of 1777 amino acids.
UUUCAGGAGUUUCGAGAAAGCAACGCCUGCAAGUUCUGCUAGGUUCCUGAACUUAAAACUGCACGUCGCAACAAAGGGAGGGGGACGCGUGGGAGUCUGGGUCCCGGCGAGCACCCACUUAGCUGCUUUCUCCCUCUCUCGCCCUAGUCAUGGAAGGGAUGGAGGACGCCGAGGCCGAUUGCUCCGUUGCAUUCGCAGAGGCUCAGAGAUGGGUGGAGGCUGUAACUGAGAAGACUUUUGAAACAAAGGAUUUUCGAGCCUCUCUAGAAAAUGGUGUUCUGUUGUGUGAUUUGAUUAAUAAGCUCAAACCUGGCAUCAUAAAGAAGAUCAAUAGACUGUCUACACCAAUAGCAGGUUUGGAUAAUAUAAACGUUUUUUUGAAAGCUUGUGAACAGAUUGGAUUGAAAGAAGCCCAGCUUUUUCAUCCCGGGGAUCUACAGGAUUUAUCAAAUCGAGUCACUGUCAAGCAAGAAGAGACUGACAGGAGACUGAAAAAUGUUUUGAUAACUUUGUACUGGCUGGGAAGAAAAGCACAAAACAGCCCCUACUAUAAUGGUCCCCAUCUCAAUCUGAAAGCUUUUGAGACUCUUUUAGGACAAGCGUUGACUAAGGCACUUGAAGAUUCUAGCUGUCUGAAAAGAAGUGGCCGAGACAGCGGCUACGGUGACAUCUGGUGUCCUGACAGAGGAGAAUUUCUUGCCCCUCCAGGUAGCCAUAGGAGGGAAGAUUCCUUUGAAAGCUUGGACUCCUUGGGGUCUAGAUCACUGACCAGCUGCUCCUCAGAUCUCACGCUUAGAGGUGGGAAGGAAGGUUUCGAAAGUGACACAGAUUGGGAAUUCACAUUCAAAAUGCAGGAUUAUAACAAAGAUGAUAUGUCCUACCGAAGGAUUUCAGCUAUUGAACCAAAGUCUGCUCUACCAUUUAACCGCUUCUUGCCUAACAAAAGCAAACAGCCAUCCUAUGUGCCAGCACCUCUGAGGAAGAAAAGGCCAGACAAAAAUGAGGAUAACAGAAGAAGCUGGGCCAGCCCGGUCUACACAGAAACAGACGGAACAUUUUCAAGUAAUCAGAGGAGGACUUGGGGUCCCAAGAUGGAGCGCUGGCACACAAUCCAAGAAACUUCAACCUCCUCUUGUUAUCUGGAAGAGGAGGAAGAAAAGAUAACGCGCAUCCCCAACCUUGUGAAGGAUGAUCUCUAUGUGCGAAAGCUCAGCCCUGUCAUGCCAAGCCCAGGGGGCUCUUUUGAUCAGUUUCUUCCCAAAUGCUGGACCCCAGAAGAUAUGAACUGGAAAAAAAUAAAGAGAGAGACUUAUAAGCCAUGGUAUAAGGAAUUCCAGGGAUUCAGUCAGUUUUUAUUGCUUCAGGCUCUUCAAACAUACUCUGAUGACAUCUUGUCUUCAGAAACAAGCGUCAAAAUCGAUCCCACCUCUGGCCCAAGGCUCAUAACCCGCAGAAAAAAUCCCUCUCACACACCAGGCUAUCGAGCGGAUGACCUUGAGCUGCCAGCUCUGGAUCCUGACUUAGAAAAUGAUGAUUUCUUUGUCAGAAAAACUGGGGCUUUCCAUGCAAAUCCAUGUGUUCUUCGAGCCUUCCAAGACCUUCGAAGGUUCUCUGAGCCAGACGAUGCUGUUGAGCGAGAUAUAAUUUUGCAGUGUCGGGAAGGUGAACUUGUACUUCCAGAUUUAGAAAAAGAUGAUAUGAUUGUUCGCCGGAUCCCAGCACAGAAGAAAGAAGUGCCCCUGUCUGGGGCCCCUGAUAGAUAUCAACCAGUCCCUUUCCCGGAACCCUGGACCCUACCUCCAGAAAUCCAAGCGAAAUUUCUGUGUGUGCUCGAAAGGACACGCCCACCCAAAGAAAAAAGCAGCGGCUGUAGAGUCUUAGUUCCUUCCUAUCGACAGAAGAGAGACGACAUGUUGGCUCGCAAGAUCCAGUCUUGGAAGCUGGGGACCGCUGUGCCUCCCAUCAGCUUCAAGCCUGGCCCCUGCAGCGAGGCCGAUCUGCAGAAGUGGGAGGCCAUCCGGGAGGCCAGCAGACUUAGGCACAGGAAGCGGCUGAUGGUUGAGAGACUCUUUCAAAAGAUUUAUGGUGAGAAUGGGAGCAAGUCCAUGAGCGAUGUCAGCGCAGAGGAUGUUCAGAACCUGCGUCAACUGAGGUACGAGGAGAUGCAGAAAAUAAAAUCCCAACUGAAAGAACAAGAUCAGAAGUGGCAGGAUGACCUUGCAAAAUGGAAAAGUCGUCGGAAGAGUUACACUUCAGAUCUGCAGAAGAAAAAGGAGGAGAGGGAAGAGAUUGAAAAGCAGGCACUCGAGAAGUCUGACCGAAGCUCCAAGACAUUUAGGGAAAUGCUGCAGGACAGGGAAUCUCGAAAUCAGAAUUCUACAAGGAGGAUGUAUUCCUCUGAUGACGCCCUGGAUGAUGAAGUAAUCACUCCUACAGUGACUCUCUCAGAAACCAGCUACCAGACUGAGAGACUGGAAGUCAAGGCAACAACUUAUCCUGCCGAGACGCCCAAAGAAGAUUCCACAACUUUUGCAAAUAGACAGGACAGUGUAGCCGCUGAGAUUCCACUUCCUUCUCACAUUCCUGAAGAGCAGCGGCCGGCCGCUUUGUCUGCGGCAGAACCACACCAGACCCCCCUGUCUUCUGCAGAACCACACCAGGCCCCCUUGUCUUCUGCAGAACCACACCAGGCGUCCUUGUCUUCUGCAGAACCGCACCAGGCCCCCUUGCCUUCUGCAGAACCACACCAGGCGUCCUUGUCUUCUGCAGAACCACACCAGGCGUCCUUGUCUUCUGCAGAACCGCACCAGGCCCCCUUGCCUUCUGCAGAACCGCACCAGGCGUCCUUGUCUUCGGUAGCACAGCGUCCAGUCUCGCUCUCUUUACAGCAGUCGCCGAGUACAAGAGGAGAGUCGACUCGGAUUUCAGCUUCUCUCCCUAGAAGUUACCAGAAAGCCGAUACAGCCAGGUUAACAUCUGUGGUCACAGCGAGACCUUUUGGCACGCAGUCAAGGGGAAUCUCAUCACUGCCCAGAUCCUACACGAUGGAUGCUGGCUGGAAGUACAAUGGAGAUGUUGAAGUUGUCAAGAGACCUCAACAGAAUUCGGUCAAAGCCAGUGCCCCGAAGCUUGACUCCACCCAGUUUGUUUGGGCCUCAUCCAGUGAAAGGGAGGCAGCCACAGGAGAAGAUGUGGCAAGCAUGUCCUCCCCCACACCCACUUCUUCAUCUCCAUCCCAAGACCAGGCAGCUACUUCAAAAGCCACACUCUCUUCAACAUCUGCCCUGGAUUCGGUGUCUGACUCUGGAGAAGGGAGAAGCUCACCGCUGUGGGAGAUUUCAAGGUCCCAGGAUCAGUUCAGCGACAUGAGAAUCAGCAUAAACCAGACGCCUGGGAACAAACCUGACUUUGGCUUUACAAUAAAAUGGGAUUUUUCUGGGAUCUUCAUAGCAUCAGUUGAAAAAGGUAGCCCAGCAGAAUUUUCUCAGCUGCAGGUAGAUGAUGAAAUUCUUGCCAUCAACAACACCAAGUUUUCAUAUAAGGAUACAAAAAAGUGGGAGGAAACCAUGGCAAAUGCCCAAGAAACUGGAAACUUGGUGAUGGAUGUCAGGCGCUAUGGAAAGUCUGACUGGGGCAGAGACCAACCUUCCCUGCCAUCUAUACAGCAUAAAACCCUCAAUCUUACCAGUGUGGCUACCAAAAUUAUAGGUUCACCUGAAACCAAGUGGACUGAUACGACUUCAGGGAUUUACAACACGGACAAGUCUUCAAGUCUGUCGGUAACAACUGAUUUCUCUGAAAGCCUUCAGAGUCCUUAUACUGAAUCCAAAGAAAUCAAUGGAAUUCAUGAGGAAAGCAACACCUUUGAUUCAAAAGCAUCAGAAUCCAUUUCUUUGAGAAAUUUAAAAAGGCGAUCACAAUUUUUUGAACAAGGGAGCUCCGAUUCUGUGGUUCCUGAUCUUCCGGUUCCAACCCUCAAUGCCCCGAGUCGCUGGGCAUGGGAUCAAGAGGAGGAGAGGAAACGGCAGGAGAGGUGGCAGAAAGAACAGGACCGCCUACUUCAGGAAAAAUACCAGCGUGAGCAAGAAAAGCUGAGGGAAGAGUGGCGGAGGGCUCAGCAGGAGGCGGAGAGAGAGAAUUCCAAGUACUUGGAUGAGGAGCUGAUGGUUCUAAACUCCAACAGCAUUUCUCUGAGCACACGGGAGCCUGUGGCUUCCACCUGGGAACCCACUUGGAGUGAAGGGUCCAAGUCUUCGGACAGGGAAGGAACCCGAGCAGGAGAGGAGGAGAGGGGACAGCUGGAAGAGGAUGCUGUUUAUGAGGACCAAAGUCGGAAGCUGCAGGAACAGCUCAUGCUUGAGCAGGAGAAGAAACGGAAGGAACAAGAAGCUCAGGAAGAAGAACUUCGGAAGCAGCGGGAGGCUGAGGCUCAGGCCCAGGAAGAGGCGGAAGCCAAGGCCCGCGCAGAGGCCCAGGCCCAGGCGGAGGCCGAAGCUAAGGCCCGUGCAGAGGCCCAGGCCCGGGCCGAGGCUCAGGCAGAAAGACGAGCUGAAACACAGAAGCACCAGGCAGAGAGGGAGCGAGAAACUUCGGUGAAGAUCUACCAGUACCGGAGGCCUAUUGAUUCCUAUGAUAUACCCAAGAGAGAGGAGGACCCUUCAGGGCUGCUUCCUAGUGACAGGAGUAAAUCAAGAUCCACUACGGAACUGAACAAUGCCCCCACAGAGAAGAACGGAAGCAGCAAAUAUUCAGACCGAAUUGGGACUACUAGCUUUUCACAAAGGAGCUCCAAGAAGGAUCAGGGCCCCUCAGAAGCAGAGUUGGAGAGACAGCAAAUCCUUCAGGAAAUGAGGAAGAGAACAUCUCUCCAUAAUGACAACAGCUGGAUCCGACAGCGCAGCGCCAGUGUAAACAAAGAGCCCAUCUGCCUGCCUGGGGUCAUGAGGAGAGGGGAGUCUCUGGACAAUCUGGACUCCCAGCGGCCCAGUUCUUGGAGGCAGUCCCCAUGGCACAGCCAGCCUGCAGGAGUCUAUGCCUCCUCCUCUGUCCAAGACUUCAGUCGCCCGCCUCCACAGCUGUUGUCCACAUCAAACCGUGCCUACAUGCGGAACCCAUCCUCUGCUGUACCGCCUCCAGUGGGCCCAGUGAAGGCUGUCAUCCCAGGCCCUGCCCCCCCAGGGUCUCCCACCCCACGCAGCCAUUCCCCUUCAAUGUCACAGUCAAGCUCUCAGCUCCGUAACAGGUCAGUGAGUGGGAAGCGUGUGUGCUCCUACUGUAAUAACAUUCUGGGCAAAGGAGCUGCUAUGAUCAUCGAGACCCUGGGUCUUUGUUAUCAUUUACAUUGUUUUAAGUGCGUCUCCUGUGAACGUGACCUCGGAGGCUCCUCCUCCUCCUCAGGAGCCGAAGUCAGAAUCCGAAACCACCAACUGUACUGCAAUGACUGCUAUCUCCGAUUCAAAUCUGGACGGCCAACCGCCAUGUGACGUAAGCCUCCAUUCGAAAGUGCUGUUGCAGAUAGAAGAGGAGGAGGCGGUGGCUGCUGAUGCAGAACUAUAAAUAUGUCUUGUAUGUCCCCCCCUUUUUUAAAAAAGAGAAUAACCUUUGCCUCAUUAGAUGACAUAGGAACACUGUAGUGUUGGUAGGACCUGUAUUUUUGUUGUUUAUUUAUAAGGUAAUUAUGUGUGUGGGGAAGUGCAGUACUUGCCUUUUGAAUUCGGCAUCCUAAAAGCACAAGCAGAAACACCCCAAGAACUUAAAAAAAAUACUUUGGAGACUGAUGAUGAUCUAGUUUGACCCUUUAGUGGUGUUUUGAAGAGGGUAUUUUAUUUUAUUUUUUUUUAAGUUCUUAAACAUUAUUUGAAAUAGUUAAUAUAAAUAUGUAAUUGUGUUUACUGUUUACUGUAAUGUAUUCUAAGUUAAUGUGGAACCAUAUGAAAAAUUUCAUUUAAAUCCACCCAUAAAUUUGCUUUUUUGUGGUUUUCUUUACACAGAAAUAAUCCAAUUGAAAAAUAAUUUUGCUUAUGUAAUAUUUUAUUUGCUUGAGGAGGGCAUUCUAUUUUCUUUACAAGGACUGUCGUUGCUAAGCAAAUAUCAGUAGAAAGCUGCUUAUUUUCAAUAAUAAAAAAUAACCAUGGUUUGUACACCAGGAAUUUUCUCCAGAAACUAGUGAGAUUUUCUGUUCAGUUGCCUUUGUAAAUAAAAUUGGUGAUGCAUUUAA